Messenger RNA from Zonotrichia albicollis (white-throated sparrow), 11354 nucleotides. RefSeq names its product AF4/FMR2 family member 1. The record is from RefSeq and is a predicted model, not a curated record. Gene Ontology annotation, cellular component: super elongation complex; nucleus. Gene Ontology annotation, biological process: regulation of gene expression. NCBI's taxonomy places the organism in Eukaryota, Metazoa, Chordata, Aves, Passeriformes, Passerellidae.
GGGCCGGGCGGGCCCCCCUCCCUGGCGGCGGCCGGGGGAGGGCCGGGCGCCCGGAUGUCGAUCAAAAUGAGCGAGCCCCAGCCCUGCGCCGGCCGCCCGGGCGGGGGGAGCCGCGGCGCGGCGGCACCGGGCACCGGCGGGGAGGCGGCCGGCGCAUGGGACGGCGGGCUUGGGCAGCGGGAUAGAGCCUGGACAGCUGCGGACGGAGCUCAUGGAUAGAGGACGUCUGGCAGGAUAACCCCGCGAUGGCUGCCCAGUCGAGCUUGUGCAAUGAAGACAGAAAUUUGCUGCGCAUUCGAGAGAAAGAGAGACGGAGUCAGGAGGUUCUGGAAGACAAAAAACAGUUUUCUGAGAAAACUCCCCUCUUUGCAGAACCCUAUAAGACUAAUAAAGGAGAUGAGUUGUCUAGCCGAAUUCAGAACAUGCUGGGCAAUUAUGAGGAGGUCAAGGAGUUCAUGACCAACAAAUCUUGUCAAAACCUUAUUGGGAUUCCAAAGAGCGUUGCCCCUCAGUUUGCCCCCGGGCCACCUGAGAAGGCCAUCCGUACACUGCCAUCUUCAUUCCAGCACCUGACCCGCCGUCCACCCGUGGGACCCAUGGUUGUACCCCCUCGCCCUCCAAGCCACUCCAGCCACUACCCAAAGGCACAGCCAGGAACAGAGCCAGCUUUGGGUUUGCACAGCAAGAGCCGCAGCUCGGCCAGCGCUCGCAGCCAUGGCCCCGAGCACGGCCGCGGGGGCCGGGAUGCGCAGGCAGGCUUUCCCCACAGCCACCAUGGCAGGCCUGGCAGCGGGGAAGGUCGGGCUCACGGCCUGCAGGCCUCCCCUCUGGCGCUUUCCCCCUUCCUGCCAUGUUUGUUGUCUUCUCCCGUGGCACCCCUGUCACCUCUACAUUCCAGCCAGCAUAUCAAUUCCAGGUCACAGAACAGCAGCAAAAGUCAUGGGUCAACCUACAAUCAAACCAAAUCAUUACAGGACUUGGUGACGGGAUCACAGGAGAAGGAAAGUCGGGACAGCCCAGCCGUUACCUUGACCAGCACCACUCAGCCUUCCUCUCAGACUUUUCCCCCUUCUUUGACAUCAAAAGCCAGUGCAAUGCAGCAGAAACCAACUGCCUAUGUCAGACCCAUGGAUGGCCAAGAUCAGGCAUCAUUUGAAUCCCUGGAGCUCAAACCUCUCCUGGAGGAAUACCAUGAAGGAUCCAAUGACGAUGUCUCAGAUUUGAAGGCCAAAGUUAAAGCUGAGCUAUCCAAGCUGGAAAACCUCUCUGAGCCCAAGGAAGAGACUGAUGAAGAUCUGUCAGAUUUGAAGGCAAAAGCCAAAGUAGAACUAUCCAAAUUCGAAACCCCUUCUGAGCCCAUAGAGCAAACCAACCCCAUUGAUGUGCAGUCCAUUGAAGAAAUUUUGAGGGAAAUGACCCGCUCUUGGCCACCUCCCCUGACAGCUCUUAACACACCUACUAAAGCAGAGCCUUCAAAAUUUCCAUUCCCUACAAAGGAAUUGCAACCUGAAGGAUCUGUAGCAAAGGAUCAGAAGCAGUAUGGAGCACCUUCAGAAACGUUGCCAGGUUCUCAGCCAAGAACAUCAAUGCUCCAGGACGACCUGCAGCUCAGUGAUAGUGAAGAGAGUGGUGACGACCAAGUUGUUGAAAAGUCACCUUCUUCACUUGCUCCUCCAAGUUCCUUACAGUCCCAGCCCAAGAGCGUGGCAUCAGCACAUUCCAGCAGCUCGGAGUCAGGGAGCACCAGUGACUCAGACAGCUCCUCCGACUCGGAGACAGAGAGCCCCUCAAGUGACAGUGACACCAGCGAGCCCCCGCGAGCGCCGGCGCCCGAGCCUGAGCCACCAAAUUCUAAUAAGUGGCAGCUGGACAACUGGCUGACCAAGGUGAACCCAGCAGCAGUGCCAGCAGAGAGCCCCAGGGACACUGCCCGAGGGGAUGGGCCUGAGGAGGGCAAGGGGCAGCAGCGGGGCAGCAGCAGCAGCAAUUCCUGCCAGCAGCACCCUGAGCUGAGGCAGCCUCCUCACAAGAGCCCAGCGGCCAGGGCUCCUCAGGAGGCUCCUCUCCCGACCAAAGGCAGCUGCCAGAAGGCUCCUGCGCGCUCCCAGGAGCCCUCGGCCAGGCACACCGUGGGGAUCAAAGGGCCCAGCAAGCCCCUGGGGCACGAGGGGCCCAGGAGGGGCCUGAAGGUGGAGAGUGAGCCUGGCCCUUUGGAGCUCACAGACCAGUCUUUCAGGGACAAGCCAAAAGUCAAAAAAACAGUGAAGACAAAAUCCAAUGACAGAAAAGACCCAAAACCGGGACUUCAAGAGCCCUCUGAGAGAAAAAAGGACAAGGGCUCCCACCAGGCCAAAGCCAAACCUUUCUUGGAGCCCAGGCUCAUGGGAGAUGCCCAGGCACGGGAUGCUCUCAGUCCCCUUCCUCAGGGCACAGCCCCCCUCAGGACCAGCAGGCACAGGCCUCAGGAUUUGCACAGGGAAAAGUUGCCCUUGUCUCUCGGGGAGAAGUUGCUCUCACCAGUGGGGGAUCCCCCAAGCCGUGAGCACCUCAUGGUGAAAAUAGAUCUCUGCCACCUGGAAAAAGUCCCUCAGCCCCCCAGGAAAAAUGGGCACCAGAGGAAAGCAGAGACCAAGGACCUUCCUGAUGUGAGGAAGCAGGACUUAAAGAGGAAAGCCACGGACACUCCUGAGGAGUCCCUUGCAAAGAAGAAGAGGGAAGAGAAGGAGGAGACUGAUAGGAAGAAAAUGAAAUCUGAAAAAAACCCCAAAUCAUUGCAGUCUUCAGCUAACAAAGACUCCAGUAAAUUGAAAGCAUCAAAAGCUUCUUGUGAAAUCCAGAAGAAAGAUGUGCUCCCACCACUGCCAUCCAUGUCUGCGGCACAACCUGCCCCAAAGUCAGCCAAGAUUACCCAAAAGAGACCCAGAAAUGAGACUGAUGAGCUGCCUGCCAUGGAUAACCCUGCCAAGAGCAAGAGCAACCACAAGGAUCCUUCGUUUGCCAAGCGCAGGAAAGUGGAGGGAAAUCCUACGGAACUGUCCAAGGGCAUCAAAGAAUCUGCAGGUGAUGUCACAAAGCCUUUCCCAGUGCCUUCUAUGCCAAAUGGUACCUCUAAGCCAAGGAGACCUCUGCUCAAGUUUGAAAAGCAACAUUCAAAGGAAUACUACAUUGAACAGGCCCAGAGGCUGAAGCACAAAGCUGAUGCAAUGACUGACAAGACUGGAAAGGCCUUUCACUACUUGGAGGCUGCCCUUUUAUUCAUUGAAUAUGGGAUUGCCUUGGAAUCAGAUGUGCUGGAACCAAAAUCAGCUUACAGCAUACUCAGUGACACCAUAGUUCUCAUCAAAUUCAUCAUGACUUUGAAACCAUUUGCAGACUCCUCAGUCUCUUCACACGGAAAAAUCUUUGCUGUGUUACGCAUGCGCUGCCAGUCCAUUCUGCACAUGGCAAUGUUUGGUUACAAAAAGGACACUGCAAUGAGGUAUUCCAGACUCCUGAAUGACCACUUCAAGAGUAAUUUCAGAGUAAUACAAGCACCUUCUCCAGGUGUUGCAAGAAGCACAGGCUUGCCUUCUCCUCUUUCUCCAAUACCCUCUCCUGCUGGAUCUGUGAGUUCUCAGCCAGGAUCAAAUGAUAGCAACGGCGUUGGCCACAGCAGCAUUGGCAACAGCACUGGCUCUACUGUCACUGUCUCCUGUCAUAUCUCCAGUGUCACCUCUUCCUAUGUCAACAUCACCUCCUAUAUCCUCCAUGCAUAUGAAAUUUGGGAAAAGGCUGAUGCACUGGCCAGGAAGAAUAAAGAGUUUUUUGCUGAACUCAGCAGAGCGACGAGUGCCCUGGCACUGACCAGCAGCCUGACAGACCUGGUACACUACAUCAGACAGGGAUUACAGUGGCUGAGACUGGAAGCAAAUAUGCCUUAACUGGUUCUCCAGGUGGUUAAAUACCUUGAAGUUUUUUUGCACUUUUGAAGCCUCAGAAACAGUUUAAUUUUUGUUUUAAUUGUUCAAUACAAAGCACCUGCAAGGGAAAAUAUUUUAAAUAAAGUUGGAAGUUAUCUGGCUACACUGGAAAACCCUUGAACUGUGUUUUUCUAGGGGUAGCACUUUGCUACCUUGAAAAAGAAGAGACAGAGGAUGGCACCUUCCUUUAAAACUACGAAGUGCAAUGAAUUGUCUGAAUGGCCCGAUGUAUUGAUGGUCUAUAAACAUUUCUUUUACAAAUAACCAGCAGGACAAUAAUUGCACAUGAUGCUGACAAGAAGGAACUCUGCCUCCAGAGGUAGUUAUGCAACAUCCCACAGUCUGCAGCAGUUGUGUGCCCAGACAGGCCAGAGGAGUUGCUUUUGCAAGCACAGCUGCAAUCUUUGGUGUCUCUGUUCCUCAGAGGGCGAGUAGCAGCCUCAUCAAGCACCCAACAGCGUUGUGUUACAGGAAAAGCAGCAACAGGAUCUGCUCUGCCUGCUUUCCAGCCUCACCCUCCUGCUUUUGUCAGCCAGCUGACAAAACUGAGGAAGCCACUGCCUUCAGUGCUGCAAGUUUUCUUUUCAAGUCAUCACUGCUUUGGUCCUCCUUGCUGCGCUGUCAUCCAUGCUCCGGGCACUCCAGCUGUGUUACUGAGGGGCUGGCUCAGCCUUGCAAGCCAAACACAGCUGGGGUGGCAAAAAGAUGUGGUGUGUUUGGAAUAGCUCUGCCUCUUUGCUGAGAGAUGUCACCAUGAGGAUUCUUUGUGGGGCUGAUUUUUUGUCAUUUCAGUGGGUGGGGGUGGAAAGCUGCACUGGUUCACUGUGAUUGCUUGGACAUUGUUCUAAGAGCUUCCAUGGGAAGGAAUUGCUUCUGGUUAAGGAGGGACUAAGUGGCUGAGUGUGGAACACAAGGUAAAUUUUGCAUUUAGAUAUUUGCCUGAAACGAUUGAGUGUCUUGGUGAAUAUCUAAGAGCAGGAUUUGUACCAAAGUAGGGUCUUCUUUGUGUGGGAGGCAACUCCUGUGUUCUCUCAGCCAUGCCAUAGGAUGGGCCCAGUGACUUAGAAAUCUGUCAAGGGGACAAGAAAGGGAAUAAUGAGCUGUUUCCAAACAUUAUUUUCCUUGUCACAGUAUCAGUGAGGGCAGCAGCCAUGACAUUUGUGUUUUCAGUGAGAUGGCACCCUUCUCUCCCCAGAGAUUCCCUGUGGUGUGACAGCAGCAUCCUGCCGUCCUCAUGCACUAUAGUGUGCCUUAGCCCGCUGGUGCCCUCUCACAUCCCUCACCCUCUCUCACAGACCCCUGGCACUGGAGAAGAGAAGGAUAAUUGUGUUUACAAGAAAGAAUCAGCUCCCUUUUCCACAUAAUUUCAUGGUUAGGGAGGAACAGCCCUGCAGAUGUACUGAAGUACCCCCUUUGUAAAAUACCUGCUCAUGGGUGUGAGACUCAUGAAAAUGAACAGUGAAUAAAUAUCAGCAAAAGGUUUGCAUUUCCAAAAGUGGGUUCUGUAGGAGUGGUCCCUGCCACGGGGAAGCCUGGGCUCUUUGUUCUGGGAGAGAUGAUGGGAGCGUGCUGGUCCUGAGCACAGGGGAGCUCUCCUGUUGCCUUCCCUGGCAGGGCAGAACCACCGGGAUCAUGUCUGUGCCUUUCUGCACCUUGAAGGGAUUGGCCUUUCAUGUUCACUUUGUUAAAAGCCUCAGAGCAUUUCAGGGAUGAGCUGUCCUAACAAGUGGGAGGAAGAUCCAUGUCCCCCCUCCCCAUUUUACCUAUCAAGCUUUGCUUGCACUCCUACCCCCUGGAGCAGCAACUGCUCAGAGUGAGCAGGGUGGGAGAAGGGCUCAGCAUUAACUGUUGUGUUCUCAGGAAGUGUGGGGAUGGGCAGCCAGCCUGGAGGCUGAUGUGCACUUUGGAACUUGAUCCCAGGCUGGCGGAUCGAUGCCACCUUUGGACUUUGUCUUCAGACAAAGCUAUUUCUAGGAUCACCAGCUGAGGAGGAGGAGGAAAGAUGAAAGCUUUAUUGAACUUGGAAACCACUGUGGGGGCCUGCAGGAACCGUAGCAGAGUGUGAGGGGAAAGCACAAGGGGCAGCAGGGACAGGGGUGCCCCGGUACUUUCCUUCUGUGUGCAUCCAUGUCCCCCCUGCUGCCAGCAGAGCUGCUUGCUGUGUGCAGGAGUGCCCGUGUGAGGGCUGCUCCCACUCAGCACCAACCCCCUGGGCUUUGAGGGGAAGAGCAUCACAGGCAGUUUGUGUCACAGGCAUGUGGGGGCUCUUUGGGGGCUCUCAGUUCAAAAGCAAUCUGUGGGAGCAUCACUCCACAGCAGGAAGCUAGGUUUUGUUUCAGGACACAGAGAAAGACUGUUCACAUAAUAGGAAAUUUUAAGAAAAGCCAUCAUAUUUCAACCUUGAGCCAGGUCAGAGGCCUGCAGAGGGUUUGGAAGGAAGCUCAUAAUUUUCACCUGGGCCUAUUCAGGCCUUUAAAAAAAACAAACAAAAAUUAAAUAAAAACACAAAUCAAAACGUAGCAGUGGAGGAAAUAGCAUUUGCCAUUCAGAAGCAAACCAUUAAUCCAAGGAAAACCAGGGGUGAUUGUUUAAUCCCAGAAAGAACAGAGGCAGCUAUGGUGGCAAAGCAGCAUCAUUUCCACGCAAUAUUUAUUUAAAAGAAAUAAUAAUACAUGCAUUGAAAUUGUCAAAUAUUCUAUUUUUAAGAUGCCAUUUAUUUAAUAGUUGAGAACCCCACUUACAUGGAGAUAGAGAUCUCUUGUGUAAUUGAAAGUCAAAGUCUGACUGCAAUGUCCUUGGUUUUGGUUUUGUCCUCUCCCCUCCCUCUUGGUUUCCACGAUAAAUUUGUGCAUCUUAUUUUGGGGAUGUAUGUCCCUCUUGUAUAUAACCUUUUUCUGCCCUGUGUGUGAUGGAAUUUCUGAGAUGGUUGAUUCAUAUGGGGGAAAUAAACAAUAAAUGAAUGUUUGUUAUGAGGUGUUUCAAGAGUCCUUGUGUUCUCAGCUUCUUGCAGAGAAAUUCUAGUGUAGCUUUUCUCUGAAUGGACUCAGUGUUUCCCCUCUGAAUGAGGUUUAGGUAUGAAUUUCUGUACAAGAAGUCUCUUGUUCCCAUUGCUGCCCCAUUUGUCACCCCUUGCCCUUUCCUUAAUGACCAAAAGUGGUGCAAAUGUAGAUGCUCAGAGUGGCAGGAGCAUCAUGACUUGGGACAUGUUCCUCCUGCCCUCCCAAAUCUGACGCAGGGAAGCUGUGCUGGGCCAGCUGCUGCAGCCAGCAGGGCCUGGCUCUGAGCCCUCCCUGGCAGGAGCAUCCCACAGGUUGGUUUUGGACAGUUCAGGGAGGUACAGUAGGAAAGCAGGAGACAAGGCACACAGGUGGUGGCUGAAGGGCCCUGCUCUGUGCUUGCCACAAAGCUGUUGCAGGGCUCAGUUUGUGGGCUGGUUUCUGAAGCCAUAUGAGGAGGAUUUCCCUCAGGGAAUCCCACAGGAUUUCAUGCCCUGUGGUAGCAAUGCUCUCAUUGGUUGUGCAAGGGGAUCUCUGCCACGGCCUUGUAAUUCUCAUUGGAGGCUUUUCCCACUUUUUGUUUUCCAAGCUGUUCCUUGGAAGAAUGGUUUUGGCAUCUCUGUGCACUAUUGAGAUACAAUUUGGGAUUCAGGUCUGUUCUGCAGCAGGCAUUGCCGCCAGGAUGUUUGCUGAUUAUGGAUGUGGUUUUCUCGUGCACUGUGUGAGUUGUAGGGGAUGCUGACACCUGGGAAUGCCCCUGGAAAUGCUGCUGCUCUUGCAGGUGCUGGGCACAGAAAUGCACUCUUGGGUUGUGGUCGGGGCAGGGCUGGGGCAAAGCAGGGAGGGGCAAUUCUGGGGUGGAACAUGCCAGCAGGGAGGGCAUCCAGAAGCCAGGCAGGAUGUGGGGCUGUGGCAAGUGUUGGCUGCCCAGCUUGGCUUUCUGCCCAGGGCCCUGGCCCCCCUGGGCUAACACAGCCAAAAAUAUUUUUCCAAUAAUACUUUGUUGUCGUUCCUUUAAUUAUCGAGUCUUUAUUGCCCAAACCUAAUUUUGCAAUCCUGUUUAAUUUAUUUUGAGAUUUUUUUAUUGAUUAUAGAUGAGCUUGCGUUCUGCCUUUGGCUUGGCUUAUCCUUUUCAAAAACAAAUGUCAUUUUUGGCAAAACAGCUGAGUUAAAGUCGAUUGCACUUUCUCAGCCCAGUGCUGCUCUCCAAGCACUAAAAUAGCCCCUUGGCAGCCUGUGCUUUCCUUACGUUAAUUGCAGUUUCAGCAACCCCUAUCUCAAAAAACCAACUCUGUUCCUGGGCUAUCAUCAACCUUUCUGAAUGUGUUUCCAUAACUUUUGUGCUCCUGAAACUUGUGCAUGCUGCAGUGUGCACUCACUGCUGCUUUGUGAUGUCUUUUGUCAAGGUGUGGGGUUCCCAGAGUUCCCACUGGGCUUUCCUCCUCUCCUGCUCAGUAUUGCUGAGGGGUUUUAUGGGUCUAGCCCUUAAUGUUGCAGCAUUAGGAACUGUGUUUUACACUGUUAGAGGCAUCUGCAAAACUUGUAGAUUGUUUAGUGAAAUCUUGAUUUUACUGCCGGCCAGUUCCAUAUGAAGAAAUACUUGUAAAUGGAAAAAAAUAGUUCAGAUGAUUUGUUUUAUUUUUCAGUUCCCAAGUAAUAAAAUGCAUCUGUUUUUCACUUGUUCCAUGUGAGGUUUUCCCAGAUGCCUGCUGUACCUUUUUACUUGGAAAUUACAACUGAGGUAAAGUCAAGUCUUUGUUUAAAUUUUCAUUUGAAAGAAUCAGAAAAUCCUGUCAGCUUAACAACUGUGAAGGAGUAAUUACUUAGACAAUGUCGUGCCUUGAGAGAAGUCGGAAUCUUUUGGAGCAGGGAGGUUGUGGGCAAAAGGUAGCUGGGCUCCAUCCCAGGACAUGGCAGGCAGGUCAGAGCAUGGGGGGCAUUAGGGGUGUAAACCUUGCAGUCAGUGCACAAAAUCUUUUCUAAGAUUUUUGUCCCACACAGCUGAGAACCUUUUACCUUGAUUGAAUUCAGUGCCAAGUGGAAUAGUAAGCUGAGUAAAGGGAUUAGAUUAGAAUAAACAGUCUGGCUGAGGUAGAAGGGGAAGAGAAAUCUGCAGAUCAUGGGCACAGCAUUUUUUUUUAGCACCCUGAACCUGUCUCUUGACGACCAGUGGGAUUUCUGUGAUAAUUAUUAAACAAGAGGCAAAGGGUUCAUUGAAUUUCUGUAGCCAGUGGAGGAGAAGAAUCACUCUAGACAGAGGCAUUACUUCCCCCUGCUGUUACUUUGUGUAAGGGCAAGAGUUGCCCUGGAAAACAGAAAAUCCCACACUGCAAUUUGGUGGCUGACACAGCACAGUUCAGACAUGGUCCUGGUGCAUCCCUGUUCCUCUCCAUGAUUCCUUGGCACUGUGUGAGUGGGACAGACCAUGCACCACAAGAGUGCAAUGACUGGUGGCAACUGGAAAUGGCAAACUUGUUUGCAAGAAUAUUGGUAAAGAAAUAAAUGUGGAAAUUUUUUUUAAAGUACCUUUUUUUUUUAAGUGCUCCAAGGGCAAAUUAAUUCUCCCAAUAAAUCCAGCAGUAAGCAUGGGAAAAUGGGACAUAAAAGCUUACAUCCUUUAAAACACAAAUGAACGUUUAAAGCUGAGGAAGUAGAAAAUUCUAUCAUAAAACUAACAGUAUGUGAAAUGAAAUUAAACUUCUGGUUUUAUUUCCUGUGAUAGAAGUUCAGGCUUGGGAAACUGGGUUAGGUGGAAGGAGGCUGGGCAGUAGCUCUUGUGUUUUGGAUGAGGGCAGGUAGCAAAAUGUGCUGUUACUGCUGUGAUUGAGAACUCACCUAAAUAGGAAUCUAAUAAGGGAUUCCCUCUUUUCACAGAAAAUUUUAGGACAUAGAGUUGCAGCAUAGCAACCAAAUGUGAAAGAAGAUUGUGAAGCUGACAGGUGGGCAGAGCAACAGAGCUGCGGGAAUCUGCUCUCAUGGAAAAAAUCAUCUGGAGAUUAUUUUUCAUCAUGGAGGUGAACAAAUCAUCUCAUUGAUUUGUUCACAAAUUAGAAAUUCUUGGAAUUGAUGGUUUGUACCUUAUCAGGGAUGUGUUGUUUUGAUUUUUUUUUAAGAUUGUGUCUCUUUGUCUGAGAUGAUUUCAUACCACAUUCAUUCACCAUCUGAUGGGCAGGAGCCUUUUCUUACAUGAGUUCUUUCAGGAAUCAGCUGUACUUUGAAGGAGAUGUAAAGAAUCUGUGAGUCAUAGAGAUGAGCUGGGCUGCUACAGCACUCCAAUGUCAAUUUGCUUUUCUCAUCCCACUAACUAAUAAUCUACGUAUGAAAUUCUUGUUGCAGAGGCCCUGCUCCAGGAGUUCUCCUGUCUGGACUGGUAAAGAGCCUCCCUGAGUUUCCAUCACUGCUCAAAGUGCGCAAGUCACAGAAUUGAAUUUCUUGCCACCUUUUUUCAUUCAAUGCCUGAGCUGGAGCCUUUGGACAGAGCAGCUGCACGGUCUGGGCCUGGUACCUGAGGGCUCCCUGAAUGGCUGCCUCUCAGGGAACAGGAGUUUGGGGAUUUUCCUUGUCAGAAAGCCUGUCUGUGCAAGGAAAUUCUCUGCUUGUCUUGAUGUCUCCUCUCCCUUCCAUCCCUUGUAGGUCAACAGGAACAGCUUCCAAUCCCAAUUCUUACUUCUGCCUCUGCAAGCUGCGAGUAAGAAGUCCUCUCUCCAGGGAAAUUGCAGGCACAUAAACACAAAGCAGCAGGAUGUACAAGCAGCUAAGAAUGUCCACUGUUGAGAAAAGGGCAUUUGGAUCCCACGUGGGAAGAACACAAGAGGGAGUGGCAGACUAGGAAUGAGAAUCCUGCUGUUAAGGGAAAUUGAUAUUGGCCCUGACACCUUCACAAAAUGCUACCAAGGAUAAAAAUGAACCAACAACAUCACAGCUGUGGGAAGGUGUAAGUAGAACUGGCUGCCAGGUUGAUAUGUAAAUAUGUAUAUUCCUGUAUCACUGUGAUGCCAAAUGCUUAAAGGAAAAAUUGUUAUUGUUACUGAGAAUAUCCUUCUCAACCUCUUUACACAAGUAAUAGAAAUACUGCAAAAGCUAUGCUGGCCCAUUUCCUGGAAAUGCCAAUUUCUGUUUGUUGGUAGAGGCAGCCAAGAGAGCUUCUGACAAAUAUCUAAGUACAACAUGUUCAGCAGAGACUUUCACCUGCCUCUGACUUGCAGGCUGAGAAGUGCAAAUCAUGUGUGACAUGUCUAGGGAGGAGGAAAUCAACCACCAGUCAUCAGCUGAUAAAACCACAGAACAAGAUGUUUACUCCCAUUUUGGUUUCUUUGGUUACUGGAUUAUUUUUUUUUAGUAUGAGUUACUACUUUUGUAACAAUGUUUGCUUAAUAAACCAAUUUGCUUUUUUGCUGCA